Cydia amplana is the source of this 1679-nucleotide messenger RNA. RefSeq lists its product as uncharacterized. The record is from RefSeq and is a predicted model, not a curated record. The transcript is spliced from 2 exons. Bases 237 to 1349 code for a protein of 370 amino acids. NCBI's taxonomy places the organism in Eukaryota, Metazoa, Arthropoda, Insecta, Lepidoptera, Tortricidae.
UAAUUAUAUUUCCUAGCUUCAUUCUUAGCGAUUUGUUUACAUAUUGUAGCUGAGCUCCACAUCACAGCCUUGCACGGAUAUUUAAAGUAGGGAGAUUUUAAAAUCCCCUACUGGCAACACUCAACAACACCCUGCACCGUACCCCUGGUCCGAUCUUCACAUUCUGUGCUUCCGUGCUCAUAGCCUUCGCACGUCACACGAUUUUAAAUAAAUUAUUUCAAGCACUGUUCUCAACCAUGUCGAAACGAAAAAGUUGUGAAAAUGACAGUAUCAAAAGGAAGAUUGCAUUACUGGAAUUACAAUUACUGCGAAAUUCCAAGCGAAAAAGAAUAGUUUAUUCUGAUCAUGAAAAUGAAGAUACCGAUACCGAUAUGUCGUCAGAACAGCUCGAUCGAGAUGAUUCAUGUACAUUAGCAUCACCGUCACGCGUCGCACAGGCCCCGGAGCCAGCACCGGUACCGAAACAAGCACCGGCACCAGCAAUUGUUACUAAUGCGCCCUCGACUUCUGACCCUACGAUAGCGUCUUUGAUCACACAAGACACUAUUUCUACAGAACUUGAUGAUGAGAUUCUAGAAGUAUUAGGUGACGCACCAAAAUCAGAAAUCAAAAUGGGAAAACCGACACAUAAAGAUUUAGCAUCGAGAUGGCAAGAAAUCCUAGAUAAAGGAUUAGUCAAAGAGACGAAAGAUAAAUUAACCGAAGCCUAUCUUAUUCCUGAAAACUGUGAUUUACUAGUUGCGCCGUUAUUGAAUCCUGAGGUAAAGGCAGCUUUAGCGGAUAAUUUGGUGAAACGUGAUAACGCUAUUAUGGCAAAACAACAUCAGAUUGCCAUAGCAAUUGCGGCUCUGAAUCAAGCAGCCGAGUUGAUAAUUGCUAAAGAACAACACACCAAGAUUUUGAAACCAAUUAGCGAUGCGUGCAGGCUUUUAUGUGACAGCCAUUGUUCGGAUACGAAAACAAGGCGUGGGUUCGUCAUUUCAGCGAUUAAUCCUGAUAUGAAGGAUGUGCUUAGCGAAACCAAACGCAACAAGUUUUUGUUUGGAGACAAUGUAUCAGAAAAAUUAAAAUCUGCAAAAACAAUAAAACUGUCUGGAUCCGACCUUAAACAAGCAAAAACUUAUCGUUCUAACAAAUUUCAUAUAAACAACUUCGUAAAAACGAAUCGCAACAACGGAAAUAAUCGUUUAAACUGGAAGACGAUGCCUCGGAAGAUAACACCGAAAGCAGACUACUACGGGAGGAGUCGCCAGUCACAACGCAGCGAACCACGUCACGGCUCUCAACGAAGGGGGACAGCGGAGCGACCAGCGGAGCGAUCAACGGCCUGGAGGAGCAGGAGACGAUAGAUGUAGAGGUAGCCUAUGCCGGCCGUCUUAAAUAUUUUUUGCCACAGUGGGAACAAAUUACUGACGACGAGACCGUUUUGUCGUGGUUGCAAGGAUAUAAGAUUCCAUUUACUUGUACACCUUCUCGUCCUGAUGCUCCAAGUGUGUACCCGAAGUCAGAGAUUGAGCAUACUGAAUUUUCAAAUGCAAUAACUUCGUUGUUAAAUAUGAAAGCUAUCUCAGAAUGUAAUCACGUAGAUAACGAAUUUUUAUCAAACAUAUUUCUCGUGCCUAAACCAAAUGGUGACAAAAGGUUUAUUUUAAAUUUAAAAUGUUUGAAUAAAUUUAUAA